Echinococcus granulosus is the source of this 603-nucleotide messenger RNA. RefSeq lists its product as hypothetical. The record is from RefSeq and is a predicted model, not a curated record. Bases 1 to 603 code for a protein of 200 amino acids. Lineage: Eukaryota; Metazoa; Platyhelminthes; Cestoda; Cyclophyllidea; Taeniidae. The transcript has 6 exons.
AUGCAGCUCACGAUUGAGAAUGGCACCUGCAUAGUCAAUGGCACAAUUUGGGGCACUCCAUGUCAGGAUUACAACGGCACUGUUAACAUCACUUUGAACGACGUGAACACCCAAAAAGUAUUAUGGACGUUUUUGACUUUCAAUAGAUCCAUCUCCGUUGUAACAACGUUUUUUGUGCCAUACUGCAACUUCUCACAACCUUCACCAGAUGAAGUUGACCUGAGGACGUCGUUCCCGCUGUCACGAUUUGUCAAAGGCCACCAGUUCUUCUCAGUUGAUUUUGCAGUUGGCGGAGCAGAAAGCGACGGCGUGGCUGCACUGGUUCUUAAUGCGACAACAGAGAUGCAGCUCACGAUUGAAGACGGCCAAUGCAUGGUCAAUGGCACAAUUUGGGGCACUCCAUGUCAGGAUUACAACGAUGACUUGGUGAAAAACGAAACGGCUAACCUGAGGAUUUUUCAUGCAAAUUUCACAUUACUACCGAAUGUCCAACAGGAAGUACUUACGUGGAAAGGGGACAAAACCCGUCUGUCGGUGACCGUCGACUAUACGCAAAGUGGAAUAUCACCGGAAGUGGCCGAAUGCGACAGUAAGUUGAAGUGA